UCAAGGCAGCAACCACCCUACCUGGUUUAUUAAUCUCAAUCUCUCCACCCUGCCCGUUUCCGUAAUAUUGUAAUGUUUACAUACAUGGACCAAGGCAAGUUCGUGAUGUAUUUUGUAAUCGAAUUAUUUUCAUUUCAUAAGCUUAAUCCUACACAUACACCUUGGUGGAGUGCUAUAAUGUUGAAAUACUGUAUGUAUGAUCCGAGUCCGACCUUUGAACUUGGUGAACUUGGUAUCAAGCGCCACGCCGAAAGACCGAUUUAGCCUUUUCAAAAAGCACUUAGAUUCUGCAGAUGAAAACUGCACGAAGUAGAGGAACAUGAAUAUCACGCUGAUUGAACCACAUGUCGACGUCUAACCCUUGUCCCGACCCCUCUUGGCACUACCAUGCCCCAACCCGUCGUUGCUACAGAUAUUUCUCUCCCGAUGACGACGAUUUAUUCUCAUUGUCCGACGCGAUCUCCUCGCCCGCACAAGAACUCGCCGCGACCCUCGCGAGCGGGCAGGAAGAACAAGACUCUCAGUACGGGUGGCCUUUCCUGACUUGUCAGACCCAAAUCUGCGAAGCCUUUAACGCGACGGUGGCCACCGUGGUCCGGGAAAAUGAGGAUUUCCUGUGGAGAGUCGUUGUCGACAAGAAAAAACGGCUGGAUUCCAUGCAAACCUCCUUUGGCAGCAGCAAACCGACGAACCUCCGAUCCCAAGACCCCUUCCUCCGGUUCUGGGUCGGUUUGUAUCGCGGCGCCGAGUCCGAAAGCAAGAGCGACAUGCAGGCCUGGUUCUGGGUGGAGGGAGUGCCAAUUGCGUCGUCAAGUGGCAAUAGUUUAUUUCCGAGCAACAGCACCUGCGCCUCCUCUACAAGCUUACUUGAAAACAUCGCCUUCACGAGGAUUUCCCCCGGGCAAGAGGUAAACACCGCCGUGUCUACCAAUGCGGAUCGCGACGUGGGCAAAUUUUUGGCUUCUUGCGAACAACACAUGGGCGGAGGUGGGGCCGCGAUAUUAAGUACAACUUCUGGAACAUCAGGCUCUUCAUCUGCUGGCUCUUUCCAACAGGAAGAACUUCGGCUGCAGAUCGCAAAGCACGCCGAUCCGCUCUGGCCCACGAAGCUCGUCGGUUUGAAGAAGCAACUGCCUUGGGCACGGUACGAACCAGACGGGGGUGAGCAGUUCAAGCUCGAGAGGUUUUCGAAGCAACUCUUCACUAACCGGCACGACUGCGUGUACGCGCUCCAGGAGAAGUUGUGGGGCCGGUUAUCCAGGAACAAACGCCCAUCCACAUCCAAUUUGUCAUGCAAAACAGGUAUAAAGUCCUGUGUUUGUCAUGCAAGAAAUGGAUGGGGAUGGGAUGGAUGUUUUUUCCUGGAUACCGGUCGGUCUGGUACGAUACGGAUUGCCACCGCCGUCUCCCCUGCCUCUGUCAGUCGAACACGGUCGCGAACUUGGCUUUUCACACCGUCGACGCGGUCCGUUUGUCCGAACUCGACACCCGGGAGGACCCGUUCAGCCAGCAGUUUGGCGCCACCCAGUGGCGCGGGGCGAUUGUCCUCGUCUUCGCCGCCUUCACGCUGGCCUUUGUCGUCAGUGUCGUGAACGCGGUGGUGCAGCGGAUCGUCGUUAGGUGUUUGCAUGGAGUGAGGGUGACCACGCCGCCGGUGAGCAGCAGGCCGACGUCGACGGUGGAACAACAAAUGACUUCUAGCAGCGGUGGACAGCAACUGGCAAUAGCAGAACUCAAAGAGGAACAAACCGUCGAGGACGAAAUCGAAGAAACUGAAACGCUGCUUCCCUUGCCGCAAUUUUAUUUCUUCCGAAUGGCCAUGGCCGCCUGCGUGCGAAACUCGGAAGGGGUCGUCAUCGCCCUGGAGAGGGCGAAACAGGCAUACGCAAGACUGAUCCACUCGGACAAUUUCCUUGCUCCUAGUUCUCUUUCAAAAAAUGUAAACCCUGCAACGGAACGACCAGAUGUGUUGUUUUUACACUCUGUGGACCACACCAGUAGCACUGCGGCGAAACAGGCAAACGUGAGUACGAGUAGAACAAGGAGGUAUUAUCUGCGAGACGAACAGAGCAUCUACAUCUCGCCCGCCCCUGCAGACGAAGCUAAGAUGUUGAAAACUACAGGAAUUAUGCAAUCCUAUAACCCGUCGUCCUACGCCACCUCCACGACUGCGUCGACUUCGCCAGACGAGAAGGAAAACGCCACUUUAGCUGCUAGCACACAUUACAGAAAUAAACCAGCACACCACUUCCUCCUUUCGAACCUUCCGACUCCCAGCCUCCUACCCCGCUACGCGGUGCGCGCGCUGAUGUUUGUCGCCGGCUUCUCCUGGUGGUUUUGGCGCCUCUUCACGGACGAGGGACUCGGCGCGAAGGCCCUGCUCCUCUGGCUCACUCUCUUCCUGUUCUGGAUGUUCGCAAUCUUCGGCCCGUACGUGCACAACUUUGUCACCAAGCUCCUGCUUUUCGACCUGGAUCACACGUUUGUGUUACUUACUCGCCCUGUAUAA
This is a messenger RNA of Amoebophrya sp. A120, 2509 nucleotides long. The record is from the annotation of a GenBank genome assembly. NCBI's taxonomy places the organism in Eukaryota, Dinophyceae, Syndiniales, Amoebophryaceae.